UAGAAGUUUUUAGUUGAGUCCUUGAACAGCAGUUUUAUAUGUAUUGAACUGGCAUGUUCAUCUAAUACUGUUAGAUACUGUGUGACUGCCACUCUGACGGUCAGGGAACGUUUUACUAACGUUAGCUGCUCUGUUGCUACUUUCAUAACUUGAACUAGCCUCCACGAGCGGUUAGGUUAGCUUCUUGUUAGCAGUUAGCGAGGUAAAGAAAGUUGGCUUGUGUUUCCAGACACGUUGCUAAGUUAAGCUAGCAAGACAAACUUCAGGCAAUUCCUCCGAGUGAAUUGUCAUUCAUCAACUAAAUAUUUACAGUGAAAUCCGCGAAAUAUUAAUGUUAUAAUGUUAUGUGACGUUAUGACGUGAAGUGUGAUGAUUGUUUACAGUCAGCGGACUAAGUGAAGUUGAUACUCGGAUGCUAACAUUAACCAUCGCUUACUGUUACAACGUUAUCAAAGAUUCUCCACUUCAGCCCUCUCUUGUUUUAUGUUUUUUUUUUUUUUUUUUUUUUUUUAUCGUUAACUGUCGUCAGGUGUUCCAGAUAAAGCUGUCCAGUAGGGUUAAGAAUUUUUUUUUUAAAUGAAAUUCAAAUAAAAAGAUAAGGCAUUGCAGUAGUGCAGUCAUUAGACAAAACAAAGCAAUAAAUAUAAAAAGUUGAUUCCGUUCCAAAGUUUACAUAUCCUUAGUUUUUAAUACUGUUUAUAGUCUUUUGUGAUGGUUGUGGAUGAGUCCUUUUUGCAGAUGUCCAUUUUUCUUGACAAAAUGCCUUCCUGUGUUGUUUUGCAUGAACUGCACGUUUGAGAUCUCCCCAAAGUGUCUCAGUAUUGAGGUGAUAUUGAGGUCAGGAGACUGAGGGUCACUCCAGAACCUUCAGAUUUCUGCUGUCAUGUUGGAAACUGCAAGAGAUGAAGCCAUGUGAAAGACUGUGACGGCUUGUGCAAACCAUGGAGAAGAUGAAUAAAAGCCUAACGAAGAUUGAGAUGGAUCUGGCUUUCGGAUCAGCGAAGCUUUUUGGAUCAUCCAGGAGUAUAGUCAGGAGGAUUGGGUCCACUCUCCCUCUUGGUCCAUGCCCUAGAGUCCACUUUCAGCUUCACCCGUUCACUGCCCUCAACCCCCCUAGCACCCCUAAUGGGCUUGUGGCCUCCCUGGCCGAUGUAGCCUGGAUCGACAACGACGAAAAGGACUUUAGUGACCGUCCCAGGUCAGAGGCUCCGUCGGGCCUGGUGUUCCGUACGCAACAGCCUCAGACGCUCCGCCGCCAGCGUUCACUACCCAGCCUACACGAGGCAGAGCCCGCACCGCAGGGUCCGACGGUGGUCAACGAUGAGGCCAUCCAGAAGAUCAGCGCCCUGGAGACAGAGCUGGCCCGCCUCAGAGCUCAAAUUGCACAGAUUGUCCUGGCGCAGGAACGCAGCGCAAACACAGCUGCUCCCCCUCCUCCGCCACCCCCACCUAGUCCCAACAUGCCUCCGCCACCUCCUCCACCUCCACCGCCACCCCCGCCCGGUCCCGGCCUGCAGAGGAGCUACUCGGCCAUCGAGCUCAUCAGAGAGCGCCGCGGCAAGAAGGGCGACAGCCUACAGCAGACUCUUUUGGACUCGGGGCCCAAGCAGCCCAGCAUGCUAGACGUGCUCAAGGACAUGGGCAAGGUCAAGCUGCGCUCCGUCAAGAGUCGGCCAGAGGAAGGCCACACCAAGCCAAAGCCCACCGACCCGACAGAUGCUGCUGGCCUCAUAGCCGAGGCCCUGAAGCGCAAGUUUGCCCACCGGUACCGCGAGGAGAGCGAGAACCAGGACGACUUCCACCUGCCUCUCCCUGACCCCAAGCCCAAGCCCCAGCCCCAGCCCCACUCGGGCAUGCCUCUGUUUGGGCAGCACAUGCUGAAGACGACAGGGAAAAGGAGGGUGUUGUGAUGGCGGAGACAUCGCUGGUGUAGACUGCUGCCUAGGACACUGCUGGUGCCCCUCCCUGUCUUUAUGAGACGUGUGGAGAGUCACAAGCACACCUUAGGAAAAUGGGUAACUAACCAUAUCGGUUCUUCUCGGCACUUUCAAAAGAGUAUGUCUGUGCGUUGCGAAUGGACUUUAUAUAUGUUUUAUGUUGGGUGUAUUUCUUUUUUUUUUUUUUUUUUUUUUUUUUAUAAAUGCUUAAAGACACAGUAUUUCUGCACAGACUCAUUUCAUUGGAGUCAAGUUUUUGGUUCUGGUGAACUACAACAGAAUGUUUAUUUGGAUUUGUUUGUCUUUCUUUCUGGAUGUUUUCAGUUGGAAACAUGAUGCAGCCAUGACUGAUCACUGGCACUACAAUACAAUAGCCAACCCAAUCAAUACACACCUCCAGAACUUUGUUCCUGGUUAGAAAAGGAAAGGUUAGGUUAGGGUCAGGAACGAGCGAUAGCUGGGGGUAACAAAGCUCGAGCCAAAUUCUUACUAAAAAAAAAAAAAAAAAACACGGACUGGCGUGCCUUAACCUGUUGUCUCAAAAUGUAAACAAAAGCUAUUUCUUAAAACAACUGUUUUAUUUGUGGUAAAAUGCUACAUUCCUUGUUUCUGACGGAGUUAUUUUUAACAAUUCUUAUGUUUAAUUUAUGAUGCUGGGAAACUUAUUUAUAUGUAAAGUUUAAGUUCUUUAACAUCAACACUAGAAAUGGCUAAUGUCUGUUGAAUUAUGUAUGCUUCAUAUGCAUGUAAGAUAACUAAUGUGGAACAUUUUCAGAAAUAUUUCAAACUUGAUUUCAGAUUUUAUGUAAAGUACCUCAGCAAGUGUCCAAGUUGACCCCCACAUUUGUCUUAAAAACAGCACACAAAAUACAAGUUUUUUUCAUUUUCCAUCUCAGUUGACGAAUAUGCUUGUACUUAGGAAGAAACACUGUGUCAAACAUCAAUUGAAAUAUCUUCUUUGUCCAUUCCGACUCUUCAAGAACACUAAUGCUUCGUGGUUGAAGCAGAAUGACUGCUUAAACCCAUGCUAGGUCUUCCCUUUUUAUUCAAGUGCUUUAUUCUUUCAUUGCCCUGGAACAUGGUAUUAAUGCUGUUGUACUGUACUCUGUGGCGUGUAGGUAGGUGUGCCCGUUUUGCCUCUUGCUGAACUCAGAGCUUACUUGAGGCUGUCAGAAACUUGAUGUCUAAACCCAGCAUUGACUGUUGGCCGUUGAACUUGAGAACUACCUAAAGGGCCCUGUGCUGUGUCUGUAUUUAAAGCCGUCACCAAACACUAUAUAGGUCUUGAUGGACCAGCUUUACCUACAGGAUUGAAGGGAAUAUCAAAGCAUUGUCAGGUUUUUAGAGCAUUAGCUUCUUUUAAAAGAGAAAACUACCAAAAAAACAAUCUUUUGAACACUACAUGGAUUGUUUGAUUACAAUUAUGCUGUUGAAAUACUGGAAAAAUCAACUGUACAAAUAAAAGUUUAAAGAAUGUUACAA
This is a messenger RNA of Alosa alosa (allis shad), 3419 nucleotides long. It is a transcript of the gene mtfr1, whose product is annotated as mitochondrial fission regulator 1. Gene Ontology annotation, cellular component: mitochondrion. The transcript is spliced from 8 exons. The coding region runs from base 942 to 1910 and encodes 322 amino acids. NCBI's taxonomy places the organism in Eukaryota, Metazoa, Chordata, Actinopteri, Clupeiformes, Clupeidae. Gene Ontology annotation, biological process: aerobic respiration; mitochondrial fission. The record is from RefSeq and is a predicted model, not a curated record.